Molecule: messenger RNA, 1157 nt
Organism: Rhinolophus ferrumequinum (greater horseshoe bat)
Lineage: Eukaryota; Metazoa; Chordata; Mammalia; Chiroptera; Rhinolophidae
Gene: BUD23
Product: BUD23 rRNA methyltransferase and ribosome maturation factor
Exons: 12
Coding region: 100-945 (281 amino acids)
Biological process (GO): rRNA (guanine-N7)-methylation
Cellular component (GO): nucleolus
Molecular function (GO): rRNA (guanine) methyltransferase activity
Source: RefSeq, a predicted model, not a curated record
CGUAUUGAGAGAUGGGCGCAGGGCAGAUGUUAUAAAAGCCGGGCUCGGAGAGCCGCCUCCACCCCACCCCAGCACUAGUUGUGCCGCUGGGGCGUGAGUAUGUCGUGUCGCCGAGGCAGGCCGGAGCUCGGCGGGCCCCCGGAGCUGUAUUACGACAAGAAUGAAGCCCGGAAAUACGUGCGCAACUCUCGGAUGAUUGAUAUCCAGACCAAGAUGGCUGGCCGAGCGUUGGAGCUCCUUGAUUUGCCUGAGGAUCAGCCCUGUUACCUGUUGGAUAUUGGCUGCGGUACUGGGCUGAGUGGAGAUUAUCUCUCGGACGAGGGGCACUAUUGGGUGGGCAUUGACAUCAGCCCUGCCAUGCUGGAUGCAGCCUUGGACAGAGACACAGAAGGAGACCUGCUUCUGGGGGAUAUGGGCGAGGGCAUCCCUUUCAAACCAGGCUCCUUUGAUGGUUGUAUCAGCAUUUCUGCUGUUCAGUGGCUCUGUAAUGCCAACAAGAAGUCCGACAUCCCUGCCAAGCGCUUGUACUGCUUUUUUUCUUCUCUUUAUUCCGUGCUGGUCCGUGGAGCCCGUGCUGUUCUGCAGCUGUACCCUGAGAACUCAGAGCAGCUGGAGCUGAUCACAACGCAGGCCAUCAAGGCCGGCUUCACUGGUGGCGUGGUGGUGGACUACCCCAACAGUGCCAAAGCGAAGAAGUUCUACCUCUGUUUGUUUUCUGGACCAUCGACCUUUCUGCCACAGGGCCUGAACGAAGUUACGGAUGAAGAGGAGGCCAAGGGAUCCACAUUCACGACUGAGAGGGUCCGGUACAAGAUUGCGAGGCGGGGGUUGGUGAGGAAGAGCCGUGAAUGGGUGCUGGAGAAGAAGAAUCGGUGCAGACGACAGGGCCGGGAAGUCAGACCUGACACUAAGUACACUGGCCGCAACCGCAAGCCCCGCUUCUGAGCAGUCAGCUGCAUCCAGUGGGACAGCUCGGGGUCCAAUGACGAGCUGUGCCGUCCAGCCCAGGCACUUGUCUCCGGAAAGUUUGCUGUAUUGAAGUGCCCACUUCAUACAGCUGACAAAAUCGUUUUAGAAAAGUUCUGAAGUAUUUUCAUUAAACAAAGUUCUGAGAGUAUUUUAUUUUUUAUAAAAGCAAUAAACCACUUUCUGUGGGA